AUUUCUGACGAGGGGAGUCAGCAAUUGGAGAGUACUGUGAUAUUACUCGAUUCCACGAUCGAAAUUGAUGGAGCCCACCAAAGAUUGCGACUUGUAGGCGACGAAUGAUUACGAAGAUUGGCAAAACGGGGAGAUCGGGCACAAAGGAAAAGAAGAAAGAACAGGACAGACGAGACGAUAAAUAAGAGAGGGAAAGAGAGAGAGAGAGAGACGGAGUGAAGGUCAGCCAGGAAAACAGAGAGGGAGACAGAGUGGAACCUGGGGAGGAGGGCUUGCUUUGAAUGUGAUAGCUUUGUUUUUGUCGCAAAUUUUAAGCCGUUUGCUGCAAUCUUACAAAAAAAAUUUGAUCUUUCUAUAGUUACAUACUGUUGUUGUGAGAAGAUAAUACCCUAGGGAUCAGAAGAGAAGCUGAAUCGAGAAAAGAGGGUUGUUUUGAUCGUGAAGGAACAUGAAAUGGAUCCCUUGUUCUGGUGUAGCUGUGGGUCCGAAGACCACGAAGAGAAAUACCAACAAUGGCAGCAGCAAGAAGAAGAAGAAGCAGCAGCCGCAGAAGGGUACUAUGGAGAUGGUGGUGAUGAUCAAUGACAAAAAGAACCUGCCUCUUGAAAGAUCAAGAACUUCAGAAAGAUCCAGGAAAGAUAACAAGGGAGACUCAAAAAUAUCAUCCAAUGAGAUUCCAGCUCAGACGUUUGCCUUCCGGGAAUUGGCCAUAGCAACUAUGAACUUCAAAAAAGAGUGUCUUCUUGGCGAGGGGGGCUUUGGAAGGGUUUACAAAGGCCAUUUGGAAAGCAUUAAUCAGGUAGUGGCAAUCAAGCAACUUGACAGAAAUGGACUGCAAGGAAACAGGGAAUUCCUAGUUGAAGUCCUGAUGUUGAGUCUACUUCAUAACCGCAACUUAGUCAAUCUGAUUGGAUACUGUGCCGAUGGAGAUCAACGACUCUUGGUUUACGAAUACAUGCCUUUGGGAUCUCUGGAUGACCAUAUACAUGAUAUUGAGCCGGGUAAGAAAGGGCUGGAUUGGAACACGAGAAUGAGAAUCGCUGCAGGAGCAGCAAGAGGGCUAGAGUAUUUGCACGACAAGGCCAAGCCUCCAGUCAUCUACAGAGAUCUCAAAUGCUCAAACAUUUUACUCGACAGAGGAUACCAUCCCAAGUUGUCUGACUUUGGGCUGGCUAAACUCGGUCCUGUUGGUGACAAUACUCAUGUGUCCACGAGAGUCAUGGGAACUUAUGGGUAUUGUGCUCCUGAGUACGCAAUGACAGGGCAACUAACCUUGAAAUCAGAUGUUUAUAGCUUUGGGGUUGUGCUGCUGGAGAUCAUUACGGGAAGGAGAGCUUACGAUACCUGCAAAUCAGUUGGUGAACAGAAUCUGGUUGCUUGGGCGCGGCCCUUGUUCAACGAUCGAAGGAAAUUUGCGCAAAUGGCUGAUCCAAUGAUGGGAGGACAGUUUCCUCCAAGGGCGCUCUACCAGGCUCUUGCUGUUGCAGCAAUGUGUGUCCAGGAGCAGCCUAACAUGAGACCCGCCAUGGCUGAUGUCGUCACAGCUUUGUCCCACCUCGCUUCGCAGAAGAGUGCAGCUGAGAUGCAGCAGCAGCAGCCGGGCCAAAGCUUGCGUUUGGCUCCAGGUACUCCUAGAGCCAAUGCUGGAAGUUGAAAAUGGCAUCUGCUGGUCAGUGGAUUGAAGUGAGAAUGCAGAGAGCUGCUGAGUUAGUGGGUUUGAACUCAUUAUUCCAAAUGCUCCCAUGAGAUGGUGCUUGGAUACUGCGUGAAAUACGUGUAUAGGCGUUUCAAUUUGAUUUGUUGUGAAAUUGUUUUUCCAUAGAUGAACGGUAACACUAAUAAACUUCAAGAUGGCUGCUGCCUCCAGUUCCGGAUGCCCUACUUUCUGGUCUAUUUUGUAUAUUUUACUGUUAGGACACUCGAAAUUUUACACACCAAAGUGCUAGUCUGUGCAAUUGCG
This is a messenger RNA of Linum tenue, 1960 nucleotides long. The record is from the annotation of a GenBank genome assembly. NCBI's taxonomy places the organism in Eukaryota, Viridiplantae, Streptophyta, Magnoliopsida, Malpighiales, Linaceae.